GGCUUGAAAGCUGCUCUCAUUCUUAAUGUGGCAGUGAGGAACUGAGGACACCGCUUGGUACAUGUUUGCUGCCUGGGAUUCCCUGCAACAGCUCUUCCUGGGUCUCCCCAUUGUCCCUAAUCCUUUGGCUAUGAUGAGGAUGCCCAGUUUUCUUUGGAUAACUUUUGUCACUUUGCCGUUCGUCAUCCGGGCAGGCACAGCAGGUCCUUGGUGCUAUGACUCGCAAGACCUGAAAUGCGGUGAGUACUUGAAAUGCCCUUUUCACUGGAAGGACAUCACGGUCAGCUGUGGGGGAGAGAACCAGUCGCCCAUUAACAUCGACAGGAGGAAAACACGACGGGACAAGAGCCUUGACGAAAUCUCGUUCGAAGGUUACGACCAGGCCCCUCCCGGCAGGUGGAGGCUGUUGAACGACGGACACACAGUCAUAAUGAACCUGGACGGAGCCUCGACCGCAGAACAAAUCAACAUCACCAAAGGAGGACUCCAGGACAAGUACCGAGCCUUGCAGUUCCACUUCCACUGGGGGGACCUCAACCGAAACGGCUCUGAGCACACGAUCGACAGGCGCCAGUACCCCAUGGAGAUGCACCUUGUUCACAUGAACACCAAAUACAAAACAAUCAAUGAAGCCAAAGGGCAUCCAAACGGACUGGCUGUCUUGAGCUUCUUGUUUAAGGUAUCUGAUGCUGAUAACACCAAUUACAACACCAUCGUAGCAGGUCUGAAAAACAUCUCCCGUCCAGACGAAUAUGUUGAGUUGGCGUCCACGUUUUCUCUGAGUAACCUUCUCCCCAGCAUGGCCUCCCUCUCCAAGUAUUACCGCUAUAAGGGUUCUCUCACCACCCCAAGCUGUGAAGAAGUGGUGACGUGGACCGUGUUUGAAGAAGAAAUCCCAAUCAGCAAGCAGCAGCUGAAUGAGUUUGUGAACACCAUUUACUUCAAAAAUGUCGGAAUGACGACGCUGAAAAUGACCAACAACUUUCGUCCUCCUCAACCUCUUAACAGCCGGAACGUCUACGCAUCUCGAGAUGCCACCGUUAGCUACGGCUCUCCACUUUCUUCCAAUCUACUUUUUACUCUGCUUUGGGCGUUUGGGGCUGGCCAGUUCUCCGGCACCUCCUAGCUGUCUUGGUGAAUUGUCAAGGGCAAUCAUGUUAGAUUGGUACUUCACGGUGCCUUCAUUUCCACGCUUCUUCACUGUGAUCCUUUUCUAGCCGCUGUGUUGAAUGAUGCAUGACUUGAAAACAAAAUGGCAGGCGAGGGAGGAUCCAAAACCGGACUGCUGCAUUUUGUUGAUUUUGGAAAAGUAGCUUUCAUUCUCCUGAGAUG
Elgaria multicarinata webbii is the source of this 1332-nucleotide messenger RNA. Its product is annotated as carbonic anhydrase 15-like. The record is from RefSeq and is a predicted model, not a curated record. Gene Ontology annotation, biological process: one-carbon metabolic process. Lineage: Eukaryota; Metazoa; Chordata; Lepidosauria; Squamata; Anguidae. The coding region runs from base 62 to 1126 and encodes 354 amino acids. Gene Ontology annotation, molecular function: zinc ion binding; carbonate dehydratase activity. Gene Ontology annotation, cellular component: plasma membrane. The transcript has 8 exons.